This is a messenger RNA of Vicia villosa (hairy vetch), 1112 nucleotides long. RefSeq names its product BAG family molecular chaperone regulator 5, mitochondrial. The record is from RefSeq and is a predicted model, not a curated record. Lineage: Eukaryota; Viridiplantae; Streptophyta; Magnoliopsida; Fabales; Fabaceae. The coding region runs from base 270 to 836 and encodes 188 amino acids. Gene Ontology annotation, cellular component: plasmodesma. Gene Ontology annotation, molecular function: protein-folding chaperone binding. Gene Ontology annotation, biological process: protein folding. The transcript has a single exon.
GAUUUUAUAUUGAAAAGUUAAAGUCACACUAUUUUACUUUUUCUGUUGCUAAAAAUAAAUCCUUGUAUGAUCUCAUCCCACACGAACAAAACCUUACAAGUUACAACCGCCUACCCCAUUCAAGUAAAAAUCCCAAUCCCAAAAACAAAACCAAAACCAAUUUUUUUUCUUUCAAUUUUUCAACAAAUACCAAUGUCUCAAAACUGAGUUUUAUCCUGCCACUCUCUGUAAUCUCUGACUCCCACCCAAAUCAACCCUUUUCCCAUGAAAUGAAACCCUCUUCCAAUUCCAACACCAACUUCUUCUACCACAAUGACCAUACUACCCCUCCUCAAAACCCAAAUUCCACUCAACUCCCUCCCCAAUCCCAAUCCAACGCCGCCCUCACCAUCCAAUCCAUCUAUCGAUCCCACCGCAUCCGCACCCUCUACCGCAAAAUCUCCACCGUCGACUCCGAAGCCGACCACCUCCAACGCCUAAUCCAGCUUCAAGACACCGUAGACUCAAUCCGCAACAACCACCUGGAAAAACUCAAAAUGAACGAAGCACUCAUGAAUCUACUCCUCAAACUCGAUUCCGUUCCCGGAAUCGAUCCAGCGGUGAGAGAAGCCAGGAGAAAAGUCACCCGUCGGAUCGUCGGUUUACAGGAGAUUCUUGACUCUGUUUCGGAAGCAAAAGUCGAUGAAUGCGACUGGUGGUCGGUGAACAAUUGGGAUCGAGUUAUGGAACAAAUGGAAGAAAGUAUUUGUAGAGAGAAAGGUGGUGAUGAUCUGGAGAAUUUUUGUGCUCAAACUCUUGGGUUUCGUUGCUUACAAAGGUUUCUUCGUGAACCCUGAUUCCCAAUUUAGUAUACAAACAUGCAUACUUACUGUUUGAUAAAAUGUCUCAACUAAAAUUUAUAACUAUGUUUAGCAUAAUACUAUAGUAUAUGUUGUAUGAUAUCAAUAUUUUACUAUCUCUUAACUGUAAGUAGUUAUGUAAUGUACCUAGUUACCUAUCUAAGAAGCUUUGUACUUGAUGAACUUGUUAUAGCAUAAGCAUAUAUACAAGACAAUGAAAUUGAUGUGGCAUGAAUGAGUUAAAUUAGAUAACUUUUGUUGAUUUUGAAAUUA